AUUGAGGCCCAGGAGCAAUCACGGGCAGGUCACAGAGAGCUGCAUCUCAGUGGGCACAAAAUCUGCCUCGUCCUGUUAACGCAGUCUACGCAAGGAAUUGUACUUCGAAAGUGAUAAAGUAACUGAGACACAACUUGGCACAAACUAGCCAAAAGCAUUCUUGUGUGGGUAGUCGAGUGCUUCUGAGAAAUUGAAAUUUAUUGACCAUCCAAGAUGGACGAGCCUUACAUCCGACAUCUUGAAGUGCUGGGAUUUGAAAAAAGAUUUGUCCCAAAUCAGUAUUAUGUUUAUAUGCUGAUGGUGAAGUGGAGUGACUUGUCAGAGAAGCUCAUCUACAGAAAGUUCUCCGAAAUCUACGAUUUCCAUAAAAUGCUGAAGGAGCUGUUUCCUAUUGAAGCUGGAGAAAUAGAUUCCAAGGCUCGGACCCUCCCCCAUUUACCAGCUCCCAGAUGGCUGGAAGGACACAAGGCUACUGAAAACCGGCAGAGUACUCUCUCUGACUACUUCCAGUCAUUGCUCAACCUGCCCCCCAAGAUCUCGCGCUGUCAGUGGAUUGUGAACUUCUUGCAGGUCCGCCCAGACGACGUUGCCUUGCCGUUUCCUCACGCGACAAAAAAGACAGAAACCUAUCUUCUCCCAAAAGACAGAGCACGAAGCAGUUCCUCUGAAAUUACAGGUCCAAUGUUGCUUCAAACAUAUCGUUCAAUUGCAGUUUAUCAGAAGAAUUCCAAGUAUGAAAUGAGCAUUCAGACCGGAGAUAUUGUAGAGAUUGUGGAGAAAAAUCAAAAUGGGUGGUGGUUCUGCCAGCUGGAGGGGAGGAGGGGGUGGCUGCCAGCUGCAUUCCUGGAGCCCCUGGACAGUCCCGACGAGAACGAGGAGCAGGAGCCCAACUAUGAAGGUGAAGUAUACAAAGUUAUUCACAGCUACAAAGCUGAGCAGCAGGAUGAGCUGAGCCUGAGUGAGGACGAGCUGGUGGAUGUGAUCCAUAAGUUGCUAGAUGGUUGGUGGGUGGUCCGGAAGGGAGAGAUCACUGGGUACUAUCCCUCCAUGCACCUCCAGAAAUCUGGGACCGCUCUGAACACAGGAUUCAACAUGAAGAAAGGACACCUCCCUCCCCCGCGAAGGUCAACCAUCCGCAAUGCGCAGAGCAUCCACGUGCUGGAGCGGAAGCAGAUCAGCCAGGACAGCUACAGGAGGAACAGCAAGCGGUAUCUACAACAGAAGGGCGCGCAAGGUCACACCAUCGCCAACAGGAAUGCCUGGAAGGAGAAGCAGGAUCCAAGAACAACAGCUACAGGUGGCACCGUCCAAGAGGAGGAAAGACGAAAGAAAAUUCCGGAAAUCCCCCCGCGACCUACACUCAGUGAGAUCUUGGCGCAUUGCACCGAGCAAACCAAGAGUAAAAUAAAGUGAGGGUGAGUCCGGAGGGAGACCCUCAGCUUCAGUUUGAAGACGGAUCCUGUGUGGUGAGGAUGACUGAGCGAGUCCACUGCCUUGUUGACGGAGUGUUGCUUCAUUCUCAGCAGUGGCGAAGUAACAUUUGUCGAGCUUGCUUCAUGAUUUGAUCCACGGGAUCAGUGGAUGAAGAUGUUUCUCUGUUGUUAAAAUAAUAAAAGGCAACCUUAAUUUCUUCGCCU
This is a messenger RNA of Amblyraja radiata (thorny skate), 1637 nucleotides long. It is a transcript of the gene ncf1, whose product is annotated as neutrophil cytosolic factor 1. Gene Ontology annotation, cellular component: cytoplasm; NADPH oxidase complex. Gene Ontology annotation, molecular function: superoxide-generating NADPH oxidase activator activity; protein binding; phosphatidylinositol binding. Gene Ontology annotation, biological process: superoxide anion generation; respiratory burst. Bases 214 to 1413 code for a protein of 399 amino acids. The record is from RefSeq and is a predicted model, not a curated record. The transcript is spliced from 12 exons. Lineage: Eukaryota; Metazoa; Chordata; Chondrichthyes; Rajiformes; Rajidae.